This is a messenger RNA of Paralichthys olivaceus (Japanese flounder), 3659 nucleotides long. The record is from RefSeq and is a predicted model, not a curated record. Lineage: Eukaryota; Metazoa; Chordata; Actinopteri; Pleuronectiformes; Paralichthyidae.
CAGAGCACUCACUCUGUGCUCCCAUCUAAUAUUACGCCAGAGCUGCAGAGCGUGCGGAGGAUGUGUCGCAACGCCAUCAGAGGACUCUGAAAAGAUUUGUUUUGGAUAUUGACUAAAAGUAUUAUCACUAAAGGACAUAAUAAUCGAUCCCAUCUGAUCACAGCUGAGUGACAAUGCCGGAGGAAAAAGUGUUUCAGCAGCAGGCUGUCCACAGCCCUCUGGAGCAGAAGAAGCUGAAGCAGGGCGGAGGAGGAGGGGGACCUAUCCCCUGUCAGAACUGUGGGAAGCCCUGCAAAGGGGAGGCGCUGCGAGUUCAGAACAAACACUUCCACAUCAAGUGCUUCGCCUGUAAAGUGUGUGGAUGCGAGCUGGCCCAGGGAGGCUUCUUCGUGCGGCAGGGUGAAUACAUCUGUACCCUGGACUACCAGCGACUGUACGGGACUCGCUGCUUCGGCUGCCAGGACUUCAUCGAGGGGGAAGUGGUGUCCGCUCUGGGCAAGACCUACCACCCCCGCUGCUUUGUCUGCGCCUCCUGCAAACAGCCAUUCCCGGCUGGCGACCGAGUGACAUUUAACGGGAAGGAGUGUAUCUGCCAAAAGUGUACCCAGCCUCUCCCUGCCAACAGCCCUGCACCCAUACAGGCUGUCCACAAUUGCUGCGGCUGUGGGAAGGAGUUUAAGAACGAACAGUCUCUCGUAGCACUGGAAAAGCACUGGCACCUGGGCUGCUUCAAGUGUAAAGUCUGCAACAAGGUGCUCAAUGCAGAGUACAUCAGCAAGGAUGGCAUCCCCUACUGUGAGAUGGACUACCACGCCAUGUUCGGCAUCCAGUGUGAGAGCUGCAAGAAUUACAUCACUGGAAAAGUCCUGGAGGCUGGAGAGAAGCAUUACCACCCCUCAUGUGCCCGCUGUGCCCGCUGUGAGCAGAUGUUUGCAGAGGGAGAAGAAAUGUAUCUGCAAGGAUCUGCUAUCUGGCACCCACCAUGCAGACAAGCAGCCAAGCAGGAGGAGAAGAGUAAGAAGCAGGUGCGGAUACAGCUCAAUGACGUCCCUGAGCAACAGGUGACCCGGACUUCAUCUGAGAGCAUCACCUCAGUCCCAGCAUCCAGCGCCUCGGGCUCUCCCAGCAGAGUCAUAUAUGCUAAACUAGGAGAGGAGACGCUGGACUACAAGGACCUGGCUGCCCUUCCAAAGACCAAGGCCAUUUAUAACAUAGACAGGCCUGACAUGCUGUCCUACUCUCCAUAUGUCAGCUACCCAUCUGAGGAGAGGCACUACGGAGAGUCCCCCCAGCUACUUUCUCCUACUCCUACUGAGGGCGAUGGAGAGAAGUCCCCCCGUCAGAGGAGGCCCUCCAGCCCCAGCUCCAACAGCUCCCUGGGAGGCUACGGACGUUACACCCCAUCCCGUUCCCCCCAAAAUUACAGCCGACCAGGGCCAGAGUUAUACCUUGCCAGUAGAUACAGCAACCAGGCCCGUGACUCCAGUUCUCUUCCUUUGCCCCCAAACUUCAUGGGUGGCAUUAAGUACCCUUCCACUUGGGCCAGGGACUCAUCCUCCCUCCCUGUCUACUACUCUGGUGGGGCUGAAGGGAGUGGAGGUGGUGGUGGUGGUGACAAGAACUCACCCACACUAGCAGGUGGCAGUGCAGGCUUGUCUUUACACCUAAACCCCACCACACUGGCCAUGCUACAGCAGCACAACUUCAUCCCAUACUUCAGAGGGUUCAAACAGGACCCCGUACCCGACCCUAAACCUAGGACAGCCCUGCAUCUCAGUUUACCUCCUCCCAACGGUAGUGAAAGUGGUCGGAGUACCCCCAGCUUAUCCACCUAUUCUGAUGGCAAAUCUCCCUCAUCCACUUCUACAUACAUGGCUGCUCCCCGGCAUUUCCACAUACCAGAGACUAUGGUCAAAGAUAAUAUCUAUAGAAAACCCCCCAUCUACAGACAGCAUGCUUCUAGAACAUCCUGGCAGGAUGGGGAGGAUAGCAAGAGGACCAGUUGGAUGAUCCUGAAGAGUGAGAUUGAUGGACACAUGGGUCCAGAAGACCUGGACCCCAGCAAGUCCACCUGCAGCCUGCCCACUGACACCUCCCAGCCAAAUUUCCCCUACAAUAAGUCUGCAUCUUUACCUGGAUAUGGAAGAAACGGAAUCUACAAGACUGCUGAGAUGGUGGAGGAUGAAGUGGACCCCGACUCCCACAGCUGGGGAGGCAUGAGAGAGUACAAGGUCUACCCUUAUGAAAUGCUGGCAGUGACACAUAGAGUGAAAGUGAAGCUUCCCAGAGACGUAGAUCGCACCAGACUGGAGAGACAUCUUUCUCCCGAGGACUUCCAGCAUGUUUUCGGCAUGACCCUGGAUCAGUUCGACCGCCUGGCCCUCUGGAAGAAGAACGACCUUAAGAAGAGGGCACGCCUUUUUUAGACGGACACACAUAUAAUAAAGAAAAGAGGAAAAAAAAAAGCAACAUCUCAACAGCCAACCGUCCAGUCUGGAAGGAAGCAGAAAAAGGAAAAACCCAAUCCAUGAAAUAUCUAUAUAUGCACCGCCAUGAUGCUCCGACUGUCCACCUGUAAAACACCAUGCCAUCUGCCUGUGACGCCACGGAGAGGCGCUCCGUGUGGGAGCAUUCUCACAUUGAGGCAGCGUCUAUAGCUUUUUGUAUGCGAUGUGGUCUGAAUGUUUGACUGACAGCCUCACGGAGGAGGACGAGGAGCUGCGUUUGCAUGGCCUGUGUUGAUGCUCCUCGCCUCCCAUGUGGUUUCUGCAUCCUCCCCACCCUCUCCUGGCGAUCCCAAUGCUUUCACACACCCUGGCAAAAAUAACAGCUUUUUCUAAUUCUUGUGCAGACCUUCCUCCAGGUUUCUGUGGUUCUGACUGUUUUAUGUGCGCCUUCUUCGGACUCUGUCGGUCUUGACUUAUCUCCCUGUUUUUAUCUGGAGUUUUUCCUCCAUCACAAUGUGAGGGUUCAUCAUCUUAUCUGUGUGUACAUAUCUUCUGCCUUCUCUCUCUCUCUUUCUCUCUCUCUCUCUCUCUUUCUCUCUCUCUCUCUCUCUCUCUCCAUCAUCUUAUGUUGUUAUCCCUGCGCUGACUGACUGUUACUAGGAAAGUUCAUUUCUACACCUCGCCAUUACGUCAGGACUGACAGACUUGUACACACUCACUAUUUGAGCAUGUCAAGGCCAAAGACAGGGAUAAGAAACAACUUUGGCUUCUCUUUCAGUUUUAUCUUAUCAUCAGCUUUUCUUUUUUAAUUUCCCUUCAUGUUGUAUUCAGUCAGAGAAGUUGGGAAAUCCUGGUCGGGUGGUUUUGAUAUUUGUGCCCUGAUCCGUUUGAAUGCGGUCCUAUAUCUUACGUAAGCCUCUCGUAAAUCAGCGCAGAUAGCGAGAGCCAGGGCUGGAGAGGGGCCACAACAUGGCAGUAAAUCACGGAUAGAAGGGGCGGGAGUGAAAACAGAGGAGAAAACUCAUAUAGAAAGAUUCAGUCGAUACAAAGGUGUCAAACAUGCAGCAUUGCCAGAGUGGCAUGCACUCACAUUAAAAAAACGAAACAAAAAGAAAUUAUUUUUAUAAGCUAUUUUUGACUUCUGGAAAGGAUCAUUACACCAGUCAUGAAAUACAGCUGAGAGAAAUCAUGAUUUUGUUACAAGGAAAAAAA